CCUCGCGCUCCUCUCCUCCUCUCUGGCUGCGCUUUGGUAAACUAACAGGGAGGUGUUAACUACUUUUGCUUGUCCAAAGCGCCUCCCGUUAUCUCCGGCGCUGCUGCGCAAGAGCCACAGGGGCCAGUGCUGCUGAUAUUCUAUCAACAGAAAAGUUUUCAGUUUUUUGUAAGGAUAAAAAAAAGAAAGAAAGAAGAAGAAGAAGCCGGAAACCGAGGAGUCGUCUGUAUGAAAAGCGGAUUCUUCCACGGCAAGUUUGGUGACCACCCGAAGAUGAAGAGCCAGCUUUGACGACCUGCAGAUAUCCACCCUUCUCAGACCAUUCGGCCUAACCAACAAAUCCAGCAAUUAGGCAGGAGGGAGGGUGUUAUCGCUUAUUACCCAGGAGGAAAGACGUUAUCGAGACCAUUUAUUGUAUUUAUUAUCAGCACUAAACUAGUCCAGACUGUAACUUUUGUGAAUGACAGAACAUAACCAAUGGCACUUAUCAGGCAUGGAAUGAUCUGAACUGAACAGAGUUCAAGUUUAUUUGGUUGGAGGCAGAAUAGAAAACUUUAGUUCCGCUUAAGGGAAAUGAACUGAAUUCAAGCUAACCUGAACAGACAUUGGCUUUAGUCUUUAUUUUCUUCAAUUUUCUUACGAGGGCUGUUGUCACAGCCCCUUCCUUCAAAAAGCCAAAACCUUAAAGUCUCCAACCCGGAUUCCCUUCCUUCUUCAGACCCUUUUCAAGGGUCUUGGACAUUGUUUUUAAUCUCAUUGAGGAGGAAUAAUUUCCUCCUCCUAAAAUCCUUACAACCUUUUUCAUCCAGACAUGGACCUCCACCGGGCAGCUUUCAAGAUGGAGAGUUCCUCCUACCUGCCCAAUCCCCUGGCUUCCCCAGCUCUCAUGGUCCUGGCCUCCACAGCCGAAGCUUCUCGCGAUGCUUCAAUUCCCUGCCAGCAACCGCGUCCAUUUGGUGUCCCAGUUUCUGUGGAGAAAGAUGUCCAUUUGCCAUUUAACAAUGGCUCUUACACUUUUGCGUCAAUGUACCAUCGCCAAGGUGCUGUCCCGCCAGGAUUCCCCAACAGGGACUUUCCUCCAUCCCUCCUGCACCUCCAUCAUCAAUUUGCCCCACCUAACCUGGACUGCUCACCCAUUAGCAUGCUGAAUCACAGUGGUGUUGGCGCCUUCCGACCUUUUGCCUCGCCUCCAGAAGAUCGGGACGGGGCACCCGGAGGGUAUCAGUCUGCUUUCACCCCAGCCAAGCGCCUCAAAGGGUGCCUGGAUGCAGAGUCUUCACCCCAUCUGCGGUACUCUGAUGCUGAAGGGAAAGAGUACGACUUUGGCGGUGCACAAAUCCCUCCUGGAGGCUCCCCCAGCAGCGCCUUGAAAGCAGUGGAAGACAGUGGGAAAAAGAUCUUCGCUGUGUCAGGCCUCCUGUCUGAUAGAGAGACUUCCUCCAGUCCCGAGGACCGCAUUGAACGCUGUAAAAAGAAGAUGUCCUUGUAUGACAGCCAGGCUCCAGUCUGUCCCAUCUGCCAGGUGCUGCUCAGGCCUGGAGAGCUACAGGAACACAUGGAGACAGAGAUAGAGAGGCUAGCCACCAUAUGUCUCAGCAGUAAGAACCCAUCACCAAAGGAUGGAGUGACCACUCCAGGAACCCCCAAGUCCAUGCUGCUGUCGGUGCACAUCAAGCGUGAGGGGGAGUCACCUGUGGUCUCACCCCUGUCGUCAGAGGACGCCCACCACUCCGACAGAUACCAGACAUUUUUACGAGUUCGGGCAAACAGGCAAACGAGAUUGAAUGCUCGUAUAGGGAAGAUGAAGAGGAGGAAGCCUGAGGAAGGGGGCCAGGUAUGUCCGCUGUGCAGCGCCCCAUUGGCUGGGAGCGAGGAGGAGAUGAGUAGACAUGUGGAACAAUGCCUGAUCCAGCGUGAGGGAGCGCUAGGCGACGAUGACUCUGCUGAUAUGGAUGGAGAAAAUGGGCGGGGCUUUGAGGAGUACGAGUGGGCGGGACAGAAGAGGAUCAGAGCCACGGCUUUGCUGGAGGGAGGCUUCAGAGGAACUGGUUUUGCCACGUGUAGCAUCAAGGAAAGCGCAGCGGACAGUGAUGCCGACCUUGACGUGGACGGAGACGACACCUUGGAGUACGGCAAAGCGCAGUACACCGAGGCCGAUAUCAUCCCCUGCUCCGGUGCCGGAGAGGACCAGGGAGAAGCCAGGGAGAGGGAGGCACUACGAGGAGCUGUGCUCAACGGUGGGAUGCCUUCUAACAGAAUAACACCUGAAUUUUCCAAAUGGGCCAGCGAUGAGAUGCCUUCAACGAGCAACGGAGAGAGCAGCAAGACGGACCCCGGCGCUCUUUCAUCUUCUUCCUCCUCCGCCCCACGCACCUGUAAAAACAGCGAGAUCGAAAAGGUAACGGAGGAGGAGUCCACGGCAACCACCAUGGAGGCCCUCAAGGCUCGAAUCAGAGAGCUGGAGAAGCAGAUACUUCGAGGAGACCGGUACAAGUGUCUCAUCUGCAUGAGGAAGCCUGCUAUCCAGUCAGGCGCAGAGAUCAAGAGCAUAGGGGCCAAUGAGGUCGGAGAGAGGCAGCCUAAGUCCCUCCCCCUCGGCCUGUAUUGCCUGUACAGGGGCCUUGUGAUUGGUGGCUACGGCAGCGGCAUAAAGAGGCUCCUCCCACAGCCCUUACGGAGGGACUCCUACACGAUGCCGCUCACCUCCAUCCAGUGCUGGCACGUCCACUGUGAAGAAUGCUGGCUCAGGACUUUGGGGAACAAAAAGCUGUGCCCACAGUGCAACACCAUCACCUCACCUGGAGACCUGAGGCGUGUUUACUUGUAAAGAGCACAACCCCUGCCUUCGUCCUUCAGUCCCAUCCCUCCAUCCUUCCAUCCUGGAUUUCAUCUCCC
Molecule: messenger RNA, 2895 nt
Organism: Archocentrus centrarchus (flier cichlid)
Lineage: Eukaryota; Metazoa; Chordata; Actinopteri; Cichliformes; Cichlidae
Gene: rnf220a
Product: ring finger protein 220a
Exons: 15
Coding region: 812-2827 (671 amino acids)
Biological process (GO): protein ubiquitination
Molecular function (GO): metal ion binding; ubiquitin protein ligase activity
Source: RefSeq, a predicted model, not a curated record